Molecule: messenger RNA, 1230 nt
Organism: Arachis stenosperma
Lineage: Eukaryota; Viridiplantae; Streptophyta; Magnoliopsida; Fabales; Fabaceae
Exons: 3
Coding region: 24-992 (322 amino acids)
Source: RefSeq, a predicted model, not a curated record
UCUUGGAACUACCAACACCAACAAUGUCAUCAAUGCUCGCAAAGACCGACUCCGAGGUCAGCAGCCUCAGCCAGUCCUCACCUGCGAGGUCCCCUCGACGUGCUGUCUAUUACGUCCAGAGCCCGUCCAGGGACUCCUCACAUGACGGUGAAAAAACAACGAACUCGUUUCAGUCAAGCCCGCUGCAGAGCCCGCUGGGCUCUCCUCCCCACUCUCACUCCAACUCCUCUUUGGGCCCGCACUCCCGCGAGUCGGCCUCCACGCGCUUCUCGGGCUCCCGCAAGAGCAACGCCACUAACCGGAACAAGGGCCCCUGGAGGCCCUGGAAGGACCACAACAACAACAACUUCAACGCCAUUGAAGAAGAAGGCCUUCUUGAUCUGCACGAUGCAGAUCACCAUGGCCUCCCUCGUCGAUGCUACUUCCCAGCCUUCGUCGUCGGCUUCGCCUUGCUGUUCUCCGUGUUCUCUCUCAUUCUCUGGGGCGCCAGCCGCCCCCAGAAACCCGCCAUUACUGUCAAGAGUAUAACAUUUGAUGAAUUUGUGAUUCAAGCGGGUGCGGAUAUGUCAGGAGUUGCAACUAGCUUAGUUACCAUGAAUUCUUCGGUGAAAUUGACCUUUCGCAACACCGCAACAUUCUUUGGAGUCCAUGUGACUCCAACACCCUUAGAUCUCAGUUAUUCCCAGCUCACUCUAGCCACUGGAAAUAUGCCAAAGUUUUACCAAUCGAGGAAAAGCCAGAGAUCAGUGAAAAUAGUGGUGAAGGGGAGUCAUAUCCCACUGUACGGAGGGGGAGCUGACCUGAGCAGCAUCAACGGCGCACCUGUCCAACCGGUGCCGUUGAAGCUGACCUUGAUGGUGAGGUCAAAGGCUUAUGUUUUGGGCAAGUUGGUGAAGCCCAAGUUCUACAAGAAGAUAGAGUGCACCGUGGUCAUGGAUCCCAAGAAGAUGGGCGUGCCCAUCUCCCUCAAGAACAAGUGCACUUACCAGUAGUGAAUUAAUUAAUUAAUCAACUAAAACAAUAAAAAAGUAAUUAAUUAAGGAUAAUGUGAGUUAUUAGUAAUUUGAUUAUGAGCGUUGGAGAAAAGGUACAUGAAAGAAUUAAAGCAAGCAUGAACGUAUUUUGCCUCAUUCUCACGAAACCUGCAUGAGAUGGGCUAAAUGGUAAUUUUGGAGCUCGUCGGUGGCUUAAUUUCAAUAAUAUAUUGUAUCUUGUCUUGUGCUAUAUUAC